Molecule: messenger RNA, 2823 nt
Organism: Ziziphus jujuba (common jujube)
Lineage: Eukaryota; Viridiplantae; Streptophyta; Magnoliopsida; Rosales; Rhamnaceae
Product: protein MODIFIED TRANSPORT TO THE VACUOLE 1
Exons: 5
Coding region: 438-2570 (710 amino acids)
Cellular component (GO): trans-Golgi network membrane
Molecular function (GO): phosphatidylinositol binding; ubiquitin binding
Source: RefSeq, a predicted model, not a curated record
AAUAGUACACGCAUUGAAAGCCUAACAAAACAGGCAGGUGAGUCACCCUCAUACCCGGCGAUCCGUUUUCACGCCAAAACAAACUGUCCGUGCCUUGAAAUUGCAUGUUUUGCCUCCUCUUCUUCCUUCUUCUCCUUCUUCCUCACUCUUUUUAAAACCCUAAAUUUUAAUUCUCAUCCAAUUGUAUUCAAUAUUUUUAUUCAACGGCCCAAAAAUUCAUUCAAUUUCUGUUGCUUUGGGGCUGGAAUUCAACCGAAAAGCCCCAACUUUUAUCGUACCGGAUUCAAAUUUUGCUUGGUUUCUGAUCGAUCGGGAAAUAAUAGGGGGCUUUCGUUAAGAUUCAAUCGAUCGGAUCCCUUUCGAGCUCAGAGCUGGGGGGAUUGGAUUGAAAAAGUUGAAUUUGGUUGGAAUUUGGUUAUUGUUUGAAUUGGGUGGCGAUGGAUUCUAGCAGAAGAGCUGUGGAAUCGUACUGGAGGUCGCGUAUGAUCGAUGCCGCUACGUCGGACGAAGACAAAGUCACUCCCGUUUACAAAUUGGAAGAAAUUUGCGAGCUUCUGCGAUCCUCGCAUGUUAGUAUUGUGAAGGAAAUCUCAGAGUUUGUAUUGAAGCGUCUCGACCAUAAGAGCCCAAUUGUUAAACAGAAGGCCUUAAGGUUGAUUAAAUAUUCAGUGGGGAAGUCUGGUGUGGAGUUCAGGAGAGAAAUGCAAAGACACUCGGUGGCCGUGCGCCAAUUAUUUCAUUAUAAGGGGCAAUUGGAUCCUUUGAAAGGGGAUGCGCUUAAUAAGGCUGUGAGGGACACUGCUCAUGAGGCUAUUGCUGCUAUCUUCUCAGAGGACAACAAUAAGCCUGCACCUUCUGAAGAUCUCAAUAGACGAAUACAAGGUUUUGGUAAUACAAACUAUGAACCGCCAUCGGAAGAUAAGAAAUCAUUUCUUAGUGAGGUUGUUGGUCUUGGUAGUGUAUCUAUCAAGCAAGGACUAAGUAGUUUCACACAAGGUCACUCAUCAAGAAAGAAAGACACUGGAAGCUACAAAAGUCCAAAUCUUCGUAGAUCAUUGACUACAGAAAAUGAGCACAGGGAUAGAUAUGAACCAGUUGAAUAUCGCAAUGAAACUCAAGGUGGUUAUGGGAUUUCAAAGAAUGUGGCUACUGGACCUUGGAACCAGGAUUCAAGAUUAAACAACACUGAAUCUAGCAAUGAGGAUUCAAGUUCAAGUCGUACUGGAAGUAAGACACAAGAGGAAAGGUUGUUGGAAACUAUUGUAACGUCAGGUGGUGUACGUUUACAACCCACUCGAGAUGCGCUUCAGGUCUUCCUUGGAGAGGCUGCUAAGUUGGAUGCAAUGGCUUUAAGUCAUGCUCUCGAGUCAAAGCUCCAAUCUCCAAUGUGGCAGAUUCGCAUGAAAGCUGUUUGUGUUCUCGAGUCAAUUUUGAGGAAAAAGGAUGACGAACAUUUUUCAACCAUAACAGCUUAUUUUAGUGAGAACAAAGAUGUGGUGGUGAGAUGCUCCGAGUCUCCACAAGCUUCUCUCAGAGAAAAGGCUAACAAGGUUUUGAGCCUCCUAGGUGGAGAACAGGCAGGAAGAGUUCCAAGUUCCGAAAAGCUUGUACAGGUUAAUUCUGCUUCUUUUCAGAUGCCUGACUUGAUUGACACUGGUGAUUCAGAUGAUUUCAGUGGAACAGAUUCAACAAAUAAUAAAAGUGAUCAAAUUGGCACAAACCUGACAACACCAGCAACCCCACUAAUUGAUGAUUUGUUUGGAGAUGGUUUUGUCAAUGUUGCAAGCACUAGUGAACUGAAAAAUGAUGAUGGUUUUGUCAAUGCUGCAAGUGCUAGUGAACUGAAAAAUGAUGACGACCCCUUUGCAGAUGUUUCAUUCCAUGCUAGUGAGAAUAGAGAACAGGGAGAUGAUCUCUUUUCUGGAAUGAGAGUUGAUGGUAGACAGGAUACUAAUGAGAAUGAAGCAACAGCAGGAAAGAAAGAUGGCCCUGAAGUAUUUGAUAUCUUUGGGUCCAACUAUGUAGUUCCUCAAGAGCAAGUAAAUCAGGGAAAAGAUGUUAAUGAUUUAAUGGGUGAUUUGUCUAUUAAUGAAAAUGGUUCAAAGACAGAGCAGAAAGGAACCUCUUCGGCAGCACUAUCUGAAGUCUUUUUCUCAGGUUCAAAUAAUUCUUCCAGCCAUCAGGUCUCCAAUGAUGCAUUUAGCGGUUUUGCUUCUCAAACAUCAGGGAUGAGUGCAAAUUUUAUAUUCCCUCAAGGUGCUACGGCAUAUAACGUCCAUCCUGGCUUUAUGCUCAAUCAAGCUUUUCCUGCUCAACAGAUAAAUUACAAUGCCAUGGGCAAUGUAUUUGCACAACACUUUGCAACAAUGAACCUGAAUGCUCAAAAUACAGGUGUUGGUCUUGUUUCUGGAACAAAGGGAGGAUAUCCUACACCCCUUCCUGACAUAUUCCAAGCAAAUUAUGUAGCUCCCGCCCCUGUGGUGAACAGUUCAAAGAAAGAGGAUUCAAAAGCAUUUGAUUUUAUAUCUGAUCAUCUUGCAGCUGCUCGUGAUCCAAAGAGGGUGGUUUAAAUCUUUUGGGCUAAUGCUUCAAACACAAGGACUCUUAGAUCCUCAAUAACGAAUUUCAAGCUAGUUGAUCAAACUAGGGCCAUCCCAACUUUAUUUGUGGCCUUAGGCGAUAAAAGGAAAUACGGAGCCUUUUCGGUCGAAUAGCAUUAUUAGUUCACAUUAAGAAUAUAUGUUAUUUAAAUUUAUUCUUUUUCGUUCCUUUGAAGUAGUUGAGGAUAUUUUGGCUUGGAAGGUCAUUUGUGGUUUUUUUACA